AAUGCAAGCUUGCUGCUCAUCGCGGGAGAUGGGGGCCAGGACGAUGCUUCUGAUCUUCGUAAGCGCAGGCUUUGUUGGAUUUUGAAGCACCUUUCGCACGCAUGCCCGCGGGAGCAGUCCAUGCACUUCAAGCGACAGCGGUCGCAUGGCUUUCCUUCUCCCCAUUGCUUGGUAUUGCUGCUGCCCUGCGACCGCCGAAAAUGGAAGCGCAGCUGCACCCGGGUUUCCGUGUCUGAGACAUCUGCGGCGGUAUGUUCUGCUGCGUUUGCAGUGACUGUCAUCAUUUUCGUCGGCUCAGCUCGGGUUUGGAGUGGCAAUUACUUUGUUUUUACUACGAUUCAGAGAAGAGGGGUUUCAUCAAGGUCUUCUCAUUUCUGAGCAAAGCUCGGCCUGAAGACGGCUUGGCUCUCGAGAUACGGCACGUUUAGAAUCUCCAAGCUCUCGUACGCGCAUCUCGAUACCGCAGG
Tilletiaria anomala UBC 951 is the source of this 467-nucleotide messenger RNA. RefSeq lists its product as uncharacterized. Bases 121 to 378 code for a protein of 85 amino acids. The record is from RefSeq and is a predicted model, not a curated record. The transcript has a single exon. Lineage: Eukaryota; Fungi; Basidiomycota; Exobasidiomycetes; Georgefischeriales; Tilletiariaceae.